Molecule: messenger RNA, 573 nt
Organism: Chondrus crispus (carragheen)
Lineage: Eukaryota; Rhodophyta; Florideophyceae; Gigartinales; Gigartinaceae
Exons: 1
Coding region: 1-573 (190 amino acids)
Source: RefSeq, a predicted model, not a curated record
AUGCAUGUAGGAUUGAAAUCAGGCACAGUCUCUUUGCAAAGAAUAGUGCGAAAGGACGCACAUGCCUCAGACUUGAUGCGAAUGGCACCAACAAAGAGUCGAAAGCGUGAUGUUGGUGAAACGCUGAUGCUGUACGGAAGUUACAAAAGCGGAGGGACAUUUCCUGUCACGAUCUGUCAGCGUGUUGCUGUGCGCUGUAGUGUACCUACUGUACAGCAAAGUAUCAUACAACGCGCAUGUAUCUAUAGUAAGCAUCUGAGGUCGAAGUAUAAGUAUAAGUAUAAGAGCAGAAGAGACGCGUGCCGUGCAGAACGCAGCUCAGCACGAGAUGACGUAGCAGAGGCGUUGCCGAAGGCCCAAUUUCUGCGUGCCGAAAGCGGCGCACACAGGGGGGGUUCCCGCCGUUCGUCGGGCGGCGACAGGUGUCAAGGGAGGGGGCGCGGCAGUGGGGAGGCAGCGGAGGGGUGCAUGGUCACGGGCGCGAAAAUGCGGGAAGAUGCCGGCCGGUUGCGGCGGGAGCGCUGCUGCAGAUUGGCAUCUCAGCCCGCGCGGGCGCUGCGCGGGCUUGCGUGA